UUGACCCAAAGGACUGCGGCGUAUCCCACCACAGAGAUGCCUGAAUGUGAACUCCAGCAUGAACCUAGCAGCAGCUGGGAAGGCAAAAAGAGCAUCUCCAGACCCUUGAGGUUGACGUCAUGAAGUCCUCACUGCUCCCGUGUCUGGUGUUCCUCUGCAUGCUGCUGCUGCCUGCCCUGGGAGGGAAAAAGAACAAGUAUUAUCCGGGAGAAUUGUUACUCGAGGAGUGCUGGGGACAGCCCAAAGCUAAUGAUUGCAUCAAGAAGUGUUCUAGAACUUUCAAAUGUGUAUACAGAAAUCACACAUGCUGCUGGACCUACUGUGGUAACAUCUGUGCAGAAAAUGGGAGAUUUUUUGAAAGAAAGAAAUGAUCCUGACUUCUCGCCAGACCGGCCUCAUGUGAGCUAGUGGAUGCUUAAGAGACUUCAGAACAGGGCUGAUGGUUACUUUUAGAAAUGCUGUGUUGUGUAUUGGGGGUAAAAGGCAAACAUACUUGAAAAAUAAACCACUUACAAACA
Molecule: messenger RNA, 518 nt
Organism: Apodemus sylvaticus (European woodmouse)
Lineage: Eukaryota; Metazoa; Chordata; Mammalia; Rodentia; Muridae
Gene: Wfdc11
Product: WAP four-disulfide core domain 11
Exons: 4
Coding region: 120-371 (83 amino acids)
Source: RefSeq, a predicted model, not a curated record